Molecule: messenger RNA, 1805 nt
Organism: Coturnix japonica (Japanese quail)
Lineage: Eukaryota; Metazoa; Chordata; Aves; Galliformes; Phasianidae
Gene: CYB5R5
Product: cytochrome b5 reductase like
Molecular function (GO): oxidoreductase activity
Source: RefSeq, a predicted model, not a curated record
GGAGGGGGCGGCAGGGACCUGGGGGAGCUGAGGAACCGGGGCCAUGAGCGAGGAGAAAGAGGAGGAGGAGUGGGAGGCCCUGAAGCCCCAGGAGCCUUCCCCAGCUCAGUGCUGUGGUGGCGGCUGCCGGCCCUGCGUGUACGAUGUGUACGCUGAGGAGCUGGCGAGGUGGGAGCGGGCCAGAGCAGCGAGAGACAAAGGGCUGCUCGGCCAUAAGCGGGGCCAGAGCAGUAGCUCCGAGCUCAGCCCUGAUGCAUUCACUGCAUUCAGCAUUAGCUCUGUGCAGCAGCUAACAGAGGACACCUACCAGUACAGGUUUGAAUUGCCAGCAAAUAGCAGGCUGCCGUUGGGUUUGGGACAACACAUCGUGUUAAGAGGAGUGGUGAAUGGUUUGGAGGUCCAACGAGCCUACACGCCGAUUAGCCCAGGGAAUGCAGAAGGUUACUUUGAAGUUCUAAUAAAAUGCUAUGAAGCUGGGCUAAUGUCACAAUACAUAAAGACUUGGAAAGAAGGAGACACGGCCUUUUGGCGUGGGCCAUUUGGAGGGUUCCCAUAUCGACCUAAUAAGCAUGGAGAACUCCUCAUGCUGGCUUCUGGCACUGGUCUUGCACCGAUGCUUCCCAUUCUCCAGUCCAUAACAGAUGAUGAAGAGGAUGAAACCUUUGUAACUCUUGUUGGCUGCUUUUGUACGUUUGAAAAAAUUUAUUUGAAACCUCUUCUCCGGGAUCUGGCUCGAUACUGGAACAUCAGAAUAUUUUAUGUCCUCAGCCAGGAAACUUCACUGGAAAACCUUCCUUGGAGCUAUCAGGAGAACACGUACCUUGGUCACCUAAAUGAAGACUUGAUAAAGACAGUAAUAAGUUCCUGCCGAAGAAAGCCAUUUGUAUUAAUCUGUGGCUCUUCUGCGUUCACUGAAGAUAUGAAAAGAUACCUGAAAGCUGCAGGAAUUGAAGAAGAUUCCUGUUUUGUCUUUUAGCAAAGUAUUCUUGAGCGAAGGAACCUCAGGCCGAGACCAGGACUUCCUGCUAAAAGACAUUGCUCAAAAUCUAUCAAUAGGCUGAAAUCCUUAUGCCUAUAGUUUCAUAGGCCUUUGGAUCAAAUGCAUUUUCCAGUAUGAUUCUCAACCUUAGGUGUUUUAAAGAUCAGAUGACCUUCCAGAGUGGCUGCUACAAUUUUACUGGAAGUCUUUACGUGCAAGUGAGAUAUCUUCAUAUUAAGAAGCAUCCAAGUGUACAUCUCUGCUGUAACAUGAAGGCUCGUGAUGCUUUGAAAUCCAUGCUAGUAUGCAGUGAUAUUGUGCACUGUUAGAUGUACCCUGGAGAGAUUUAAUCCUUGAGGAGAAGAUAAUGAGGCCAAGGGAACAGCAGAGCACUGCCUGACCCUCUGGAGUCUGUGGGGUUUGUUUCAGUGUCGUUAUCUUGCUGGGUGAUGCCAGGCAGGUUUCUUAGCCUCCUUGUACCUCAGUUGCACUUUAAUACACUAAUAUGGGGAUGAAGGUGCUGCUCUCUGAAAAGAGCCUUUCCAGUCAUGUACCAAAAAGUAAAGACCACCUAUGUAUGAGGGUGGAAUUAAUUACACGUGGUGUUCAAGGAGGAUUUGCAUUGCCUGUGCUGAACCUCAACCUUUGCAGUGCUGUCUGGAGGGAGAAGGAGGAUGUCCUAAAAGUCUGGGGAAGCAUCAGGGCUGUAGCUGCUCUCUGUCAGGGAAGAUGGUUGUCUGCUUUCUAUGUCCCCUACGUGUUAUGUAAGAGUCCUGGUUCACUAAAUUGAAGCUAUUGUCAAAUAAACAGCUGUUUCUUUUUAUCA